Aspergillus uvarum CBS 121591 is the source of this 1069-nucleotide messenger RNA. Its product is annotated as putative mitochondrial carrier protein (Ymc1). The record is from RefSeq and is a predicted model, not a curated record. Gene Ontology annotation, molecular function: L-ornithine transmembrane transporter activity. Gene Ontology annotation, biological process: mitochondrial L-ornithine transmembrane transport. The coding region runs from base 50 to 1015 and encodes 321 amino acids. The transcript has 4 exons. NCBI's taxonomy places the organism in Eukaryota, Fungi, Ascomycota, Eurotiomycetes, Eurotiales, Aspergillaceae.
CUCCACUCCACCCAUUUUCGCUUUUCCGGGCGUGGUCAAGUUCCCCGCAAUGGAGUCCGAGGCUUUUGAGGAUAUGCAGAAGGGCGGCGGCAGCCUUCGCGCUGUCAAGGACUUGACGGCCGGUGCUGCUGGCGGCAUCGCUCAGGUGCUCAUUGGUCAACCUUUCGAUAUCGUCAAGGUCCGCCUGCAGACAACCACACAGUACGCCAGUGCGCUUGACUGCGCCACCAAGAUCCUGAAGAACGAGGGUCCCACGGCCUUCUACAAGGGUACCUUGACGCCUCUGAUUGGUAUCGGAGCCUGCGUGAGCGUCCAAUUCGGCGCGUUCCACGAAGCCCGGCGGCGGCUGGAGGCGCUCAACCAGAAGAAAUACGCGGACCCGACGCUCUCCUACACGCAGUACUACCUGGCGGGCGGGUUCGCGGGCAUCACGAACUCGUUCCUGUCGGGGCCGAUCGAGCACAUCCGCAUCCGGCUGCAGACGCAGCCGCACGGCGCCGGCAAGCUGUACAAUGGGCCGAUCGACUGCAUCCGCAAGCUGUGCAGCCAGGGCGGCGUGCUGAAGGGUCUCUACCGGGGCCAGAACGUGACCUACCUCCGCGAGAUCCAGGCCUACGGCACCUGGUUCCUGGCCUUCGAGUAUCUGAUGAACGCGGACGCCCGCCGCAACGGCGUCCGCCGCGAGGAGAUCUCCAGCCUCAAGGUCGCCACCUACGGCGGCCUCGCCGGCGAGGUCCUCUGGCUCAGCAGCUACCCCUUCGACGUCGUCAAGAGCAAGAUGCAGUGCGACGGCUUCGGCGCCGCCCAGCAGUUCCGGAGCAUGACCGACUGCUUCCGGAAGACGUAUGCCGCCGAGGGGCUGGCGGGCUUCUGGAAGGGCAUCGGGCCCACGUUGCUGAGGGCCAUGCCCGUCUCCGCGGGGACUUUUGCCGUGUAUGUUUCAUGUCCUGCCUUACCCCUUCUUUUGCCUUGUGUUUUGGACGGUGGAUUCAAUGCUAAUUUUCCAUUGCAAUAGUGUCGAGCUUACGAUGAGAGCCUUGGGAUGAGGUAUAUAAAGUGAACAACGACC